AUGUACAAUAUUUCAACGCGACUUGAUGCCUUGAAUAAACAGCUCUUAAUUAUUUCUAAAUUGCAAAAGAUGGAUGGAGAAUGUAGUGUGUAUCCCACAACAGUAUGUAAAAAACAACAGAUAAUCGAAGUUGCACAUAAAAAUACAGAUCUGUUGCAAGAACGUGACAAUUUAAAGAGCAAAUUACAAUCUUUAUUAGAAGAUGAAUCUAAAAGGUGUGAGGAAGUUAAAAAAGAAGUGAAUAGAAUGAAACAUGCUGUAAAAGAAAAAGAGAAUGCUUUAAAUAGAGAGAGAGCAGAAUUUAUGAAUAUGAUUUUAGAACUUACAAACGUAAUUAAUAUACAAAAGAGACGAAUAUGUGAAGUAAGUGGUAUAUGUAAUAGUCAACUACAUAGCAUACAUGAAAGAAAUGAAGAAUUAUCUCAAAAGAAUAUCGAGAUAUCGGAGAUGAAAAAUAUGUUACAAUCAAGCAACUCUACUUUUAAAGAAAUGGAGGAGAAAAUAGAUCAUUUGCAAUAUUGUUUAUGUGAAGAAACAACGACUUGUAACCAGCUGAAACAAGAAUUAGAAACUUUUAAAGAAAAUCAUUUAUCUGAAUUGAGAAUAAAAGACAAAAUUAUAGAGGAACAAAAUAAAACAAUUUCAAAACAAAAGAAGUUAUUACAUGACAGUGAAGUGAUGGUCCAGCAAGUUGCUUCCGAAUUUAAUGAGCUUAAAGAUGAAUUACACAAAGAAAGAGAGAAAAAUGAAUCUUUGCAAAUAACAUUAAAUGAGAAUGAUACUAAAUUAAGCAAGGUAUAUUUAUCGCAAUGUGAAAAAUGUAGAACACUUAUAGUCGAAAUAGAUUAUUUAAAAAAAGAGAAACAGAAGGCAAUAGCACUUACAAAAUUUGCUUAUCAAAAAUUGCAUCAAUCUAUGAAAGAGUAUAAAAAGAGACUCAUUUGUGAGAAACAGCAACACAGGUACAUGGCAUUGAUUAUUGAGGAAAGAGAACACGAGAUAGGAUGUUUGAGGAAUCAAAUUUGUCAGAAUAACAUGAGAAUUAUUUAAAA
Molecule: messenger RNA, 1052 nt
Organism: Bombus pyrosoma
Lineage: Eukaryota; Metazoa; Arthropoda; Insecta; Hymenoptera; Apidae
Product: GRIP and coiled-coil domain-containing protein PFC0235w-like
Exons: 5
Coding region: 1-1050 (349 amino acids)
Source: RefSeq, a predicted model, not a curated record